UCUUAUGUUCUUAUAAGGGAUUUCUGGUUUUGCUCAUUUGUUGUGUUUUUUUAGCUUGACACUAAACUCCAGGUGCCAUGCACUCCAGGGCGUAUUUGCUAUUGGAGAGAGAGUAUCUGGAGCUUCAGAAAGCUAAUCUUUUUGGCAUUUUUGCAGCACCAGUAAAUGACAACCUGCUGGAAUGGGUAGCCUGCAUCCGGGGUCUGAAGGAUUCUCUGUGGGAAGGGGGUGUUGUUCAGCUGUAUCUGCGAUACAGUGAGGGUUACAACUCUGUCCCACCAACCGUUGUAUUCAACACUAUCCCGUUCCAUCCAAACGUGGAUAAAGACUCUGGAAGACCAUGUAUCGACUUCCUUGACAGUAAAGAGGCUUGGAACCCCAGACUGUCCCUCACUAGCAUUCUACUCACAGUACAGGUAAUGCUGUCCAACCCCGCCCUGGAAAAUGCUGUAAAUACCGAGGCUGCAGAAAUGCUAAGGACGGAGCCAUCAAUAUUCAGACAAGUGGUGUUAGACUGUAUCAGCAAUAGCCUGCAGCUCCAGAGUGGAACCAGCAUCUCUGAGGACCACAUUGCAGUCCCACCAGAGUCACCAUCAGCAGGAUCCAGCGCUGAGCACUGCAGGACUGUCAAGAAAGUGUGUUUUGAAGAGUAUUUGAAAACCUGGUCUGGAAUUGCCACAUCAAAAGCAACACAACAUGUAACAAAUCCAUUGCUGGAGGAGUUAGUGUCGCAACCUGCUCUGUAUGCAAUGCAUUAUGGAUUGCAAGGAACAGGAAUCGCAGAGGAAGCAAAUGCACAAAAUGACACGUACAAUGCCAUCAUGUACGGACCAUGUGUUAAACCAAAAAAAAAACAGGUUACAAUAGAUGAAAAACUGGCAAAAAUCAACAAAAUGAAAAGGAUUUAUCUGCCAAGUAGAACACCAGAGGCCAGCACUCCGCUGCAGACAGAAUGGACAGGAAGACUGCCCUCUCACGACCCUCACUGCAGCAGUGGACACAAAGAGGAGCCCUGGGAGAUGGAGGUGGACAAUCUGGUUGCCUGGACCAACUCUCUCCACUUGGAAGAGUUAGAGGAAGAUUGACAAACAAAAACAACAAAAGAUAUCAGAUAAAAAAAACAUUGCAGCGAUCGUGUUGAACAUGAGGACCAUGUGAAAAAAACAAAUGUCUUAGUUUUGUUGUUCUGAAUAUCAAGGACCGAGUUCUAAUGACUCAAGAAGCCCACAUAUGGUGCACACAGAGGUGUCACAGCGACGGAGGCGUCCGCCUCCAACUCCUCUGGUUUCACUCAGCACAGAACAGAGGCACAGAAGGAGCACGCAGAAACCAGCGCUAAGCCUGUGGCAUUUAUAACAAUUUGAGUGUUCUCACUACUUACUUAGGCUGCUUCCUGCAUAUUAUAUAUUGUUGCAAAGUGCUUUUCAAAGAGAGUUGGGAUUUUAAGUAUGCCACAUGAAGGUGUACUGUAACUGUUUUCGUUGUUUUCUCAAAGUGCUGGAAUGCAUUGCCCGGUUUGGGCUGAGAGACUGAGAUCACACGGGUGUCCCAAAAUUGAAACAGCUACAACCACAUACCCUUUGUAAACAGGUAAGGUGUUGAUAAUCCGAGUUUACACAGGACAUAUCGAAGUACUCCUUAAUGCUUUGCGAUUUUUAAGUGAACAACCUUGCUUAAACAUAUAAUGUAACAGUACUGUACAUUGAACUUUUAUUUGAAAUAAAAAUGCUUCAUUAUCAUUAUUCUGGCCUGUAACUUGAAAUACAGAAAUAAACGAGUGAAUGUCCUUAUUAUUUA
Messenger RNA from Polyodon spathula (Mississippi paddlefish), 1797 nucleotides. Its product is annotated as ubiquitin-conjugating enzyme E2 U-like. Lineage: Eukaryota; Metazoa; Chordata; Actinopteri; Acipenseriformes; Polyodontidae. Bases 78 to 1085 code for a protein of 335 amino acids. The record is from RefSeq and is a predicted model, not a curated record. The transcript is spliced from 10 exons.